This is a messenger RNA of Aspergillus welwitschiae, 917 nucleotides long. Its product is annotated as guided entry of tail-anchored proteins factor 1. The transcript is spliced from 3 exons. The record is from RefSeq and is a predicted model, not a curated record. Lineage: Eukaryota; Fungi; Ascomycota; Eurotiomycetes; Eurotiales; Aspergillaceae. The coding region runs from base 228 to 818 and encodes 196 amino acids. Gene Ontology annotation, biological process: tail-anchored membrane protein insertion into ER membrane. Gene Ontology annotation, cellular component: GET complex.
GUCAUUUCUCUUUCAGCCUCAGCCUUGGUCUCUCUUUGUCUGCUCGCUCAUUGUUAGGCUCGAGCUGCCUUUUGGAAAUUUGCUUGUCUGAGGCAGGUCGCACACACCACUCUCCCCACAAGUCGGUCGGGCUUCGUGGUCUUUUUUUGCCCACAUCUCCGGGAACCAUUUCGAUCUGUUCCUUUCCCUCCCCUCCAUCAAUUGAUCGCACCAACGUCUAGCCCACCAUGUUGUCGCUCCUGUGGUCGGUUUUUCUUGUCCAUGUAGCCAUUUAUUUGGUUAAUACCAUUGGCGCUAGCACGAUUGAUAAUCUGCUAUGGCUCCUCUACCUGAAAGUUCCGACCUCCACCUCGAAGAAAUACAAAGAACAAAACCGACUCAAGCGCGAGGUUGUCCAGCUGAAGCGGGACAUGAACAACACCAGCUCACAGGAUGAGUUUGCGAAAUGGGCGAAACUCCGACGGAAACAUGAUAAGACCAUGGAGGAAUAUGAGGCGAUAAACAAACAACUCGUUUCGCAGAAAACCUCUUUCGACUGGGGCGUCAAAAUCGUUCGCUGGUUCGGUACAUCUGGUCUCAAGUUCUUCCUGCAAUUCUGGUACUCGAAAACGCCUGUCUUCCAUCUGCCGGAGGGCUGGCUUCCUUACUACGUGGCGUGGCUGCUGUCGUUCCCCCGUGCGCCCAUGGGGUCGGUGAGCAUCCAGAUUUGGAGUAAUGUUUGUGCGACGGCGAUUACGACUAUGGCGGAGGUGGUGACGGCUGUUCUGUUGCAGAGGGCUACUGCUACUGCUGCGCCUGCUGCGAAGAAGACACAAUGAAGUUAUGUAUGUAUGCUAUGCUAAUGUAUACAUGGAUGAUUUAAGCUACGUGGAGUUGGAUGUGUAAAUAAGACAGUUAUUCGUUGUUUCUUGGGAGAU